CUUUUCCCUCUCUUCUUUAGAUUAUGCGCUCCCUACCAGGCUGGGUCUGGACUUUAAAUGCCGGUAACUGGCAUUUCUAUUUUGUUCCAUUGCCCUUUUUAGCUGUAAUCUGUAAUUCGUACCGGCCCAUGUACCUGGCACAUCCCUGGCUGCAGCCCGCGGUAUUCUUGCUCUUACUCUUUUACCUUUUUCUCUUCCCUUAUUCUCGAGUGUGGGUUAACGCCAUGAUCGGAUUGUAUGACGGCCGAAGGGCCAUGGUUGGAGACCAAGGGGGCGUUUCCAUUAUUUGCCUGAUGGACUUGAUGCUCCAGAGGCAGUAUUACUCGGGGUCCAAGCCCGACGCUGCCGGCUUUUGUGCAUGUUCUCGCACUAGAGACACGGAUACUGUACGAUACGGGGCGUAUCGCGUUAGCAUUUACCACUAGCAACCCCCCAGACCUGGCUUAUACACGUACAAGUAUAUGGAGC
Molecule: messenger RNA, 468 nt
Organism: Trichoderma asperellum CBS 433.97
Lineage: Eukaryota; Fungi; Ascomycota; Sordariomycetes; Hypocreales; Hypocreaceae
Source: RefSeq, a predicted model, not a curated record